This is a messenger RNA of Lacerta agilis (Sand lizard), 3584 nucleotides long. RefSeq names its product aldehyde dehydrogenase 5 family member A1 (gene ALDH5A1). The transcript has 10 exons. Gene Ontology annotation, biological process: GABA catabolic process. Bases 54 to 1640 code for a protein of 528 amino acids. The record is from RefSeq and is a predicted model, not a curated record. Gene Ontology annotation, molecular function: succinate-semialdehyde dehydrogenase (NAD+) activity. NCBI's taxonomy places the organism in Eukaryota, Metazoa, Chordata, Lepidosauria, Squamata, Lacertidae.
CCUCGCCCGCCCCCAGCUCCACCCUCUCCGCUCCCUUCCGAGGCGCCGAGGCCAUGGCGACUCGCUGGGCGUCGCUGGGCCUCCGAGCCCCGCUCGCUCGCCCUCCUCCUCCCCGCCGCUCUCGCUUCUUGCUAGCGGCGCCCGGCGGCGUCCGCCUCGGCAGCAGCAGCGCCAGCCCGGGCGCAGGGGCGCUCGCCAGUUCCCUGGUGCGCACCGGAGGCUUCGUGGGAGGCCGCUGGGUGCAAGCGGCGGCCGCCUUCCCCGUGCGGGAUCCGGCCAGCGGCGCGGAGCUGAGCCGGGUGGCGGACUGCGGGGCGGCGGAGGCGCAGGCCGCGGUGAGGGCCGCCUACGAGGCCGGCGCUGCUUGGAGCGGGGCGUCUGCCAAGGAAAGAGCUGCUCUACUUCGUAAAUGGUUUGAUUUGAUGAUAGAGAAUAAAGAUGACCUUGCAAGGAUCAUAACAGCAGAGAAUGGAAAACCCCUGAAGGAAGCACAGGGUGAAAUUCUUUAUUCUGCUUCUUUCUUGGAAUGGUUUGCUGAAGAAGCUCGGCGCAUUUAUGGUGACAUCAUCCCAUCUUCUGCAAAGGAUAGAAGAGUUCUAGUUCUUAAGCAGCCUGUGGGAGUUGCUGCCAUCAUUACUCCUUGGAAUUUUCCAAGUGCUAUGAUUACAAGGAAAGUCGGUGCUGCUUUGGCAGCUGGCUGCACAGUGGUGGUGAAGCCGGCAGAAGAUACACCUUUAUCGGCUUUAGCACUUGCUGAGCUUGCAAAUCAGGCUGGAAUACCUGCAGGAGUUUAUAAUGUUGUUCCCUGUUCUAGACAACAGGCAGUAGCAGUUGGGGAAGUGAUGUGCACUGAUCCUUUGGUAGCCAAGAUCUCUUUUACAGGCUCAACGGCUACAGGAAAGAUAUUGCUGCGCCAUGCUGCUGGCACUGUGAAGAGGGUCUCCAUGGAGCUUGGAGGACACGCUCCAUUCAUAGUGUUUGAUAGUGCUGAUGUAGACAAAGCGGUAGCAGGAGCUUUAGCUUCCAAAUACAGAAAUUCAGGCCAGACCUGUGUGUGUACAAACCGAUUCUUGGUGCAAAAAGGGAUUCACGAUGCAUUCGUGGAAAAGUUUGCACGAGCCAUUAAGUCAGAGCUACGUAUUGGCAAUGGGUUUGAUGAAGGGACAACUCAGGGACCGCUAAUUAAUGAAAAAGCUGUGGAAAAAGUUGAAAAACACAUUAACGAUGCUGUUUCCCAAGGAGCGUCCAUAGUUACAGGAGGAAAAAGGCACAGUUACGGGAAGAAUUUCUUUGAACCGACUCUUCUCAGCAAUGUCACAACACGCAUGUUGUGCACACAAGAGGAGACUUUUGGUCCUUUGGCCCCAGUUAUGAAGUUUGAUACAGAGGAAGAAGCUCUUGCCAUGGCAAAUUCAGCCAACGUGGGCUUAGCAGGUUAUUUCUACUCCCGAGACCCGGCCCAGAUCUGGAGAGUUGCAGAGAAGCUCGAGGUUGGGAUGGUGGGUGUUAAUGAAGGCAUCGUGUCUGCCGUGGAGUGCCCUUUCGGUGGCAUAAAACAAUCUGGGCUGGGAAGAGAAGGUUCAAAAUAUGGUAUUGAUGAAUAUUUGGAAAUAAAGUACAUCUGUUUUGGAGGUUUAUAGUAGCCAUUUGUUAGGAGUCUAACCUAUUCAGAAUGCUUAGAAAACAACCUUUGGGGGCUUUCAUAAGCUUUAGCAAGAUCAUUUGUGAUUUUUCAUUCCCUCUUAAAAUGGAAGUAAUAAUGUUUUUGUAGAAACGUCAUUACUUGUAAACAUGACAAUACAUAUAGAACAACUCUGGUAUUCUGUGUACACAGGUUGUAAGAAUAUAGGUUUAUUUAUAUUACUGUCUUAACCAUAAUGCAGGGACAAAUAAUGUUUCAAUUCCUGAUUGUGUUUCAGAGGAAUUUGGAAAACUUUACUAAUUAAGAUGUAUGAUUUACCUUGAGUGUCUGUUAGGGGGGAUAGAAAUAAAUGAUGGUUUUUGGAGAGUAGCAAAGUAGGGAAAAAGAUACUCAUUUACCCUUUCUCAUGCGCUGAGCCAGGUGUGAAAUAACUGAAUAAUUGUGCCAAAUGUUGACUGUUUCUUUUUCUAAUGUUUAUAUUAGUUUCUGGUUGCCUGUCUUAGGGCUUCUAGGAAAUCUUUUCUAGGGAAAGAUUUAUUGCACUUUUUCGUAUCGUUCUUCAGCUCUUGGCUGGAGCUGAAAAUGGCCUUGAAGGUACCGGUAUAUGCACAGUUCUGACAGAAUCCUUCCUAUUGCCUACAAUAGAACUAGAGCAUCUCUAAGGAGAUACUUGUGAUUUGCUCCUAGCAGCUGAGCCUUGUGACCAAAUUAUCAUGCAUUAGUACAACAGCACAUGAGAUACGAACAUAAACUGUUUUGUGGAAAAACAGAACAUUGUGUCUUGCAAAAGCUGUAAUGCACUGAGACCAACUUGGACCAAUAGCUCCACAAGGAAGUAAUAUUUGAAGCGCCACAGCACACAAGCUCACACCUCCAUAGCCCAUUACACUGCUCUAGAGCUCUGUUUCCUAUAUCUAUUCUUGCCAAGUCAUAUUUCUUCUCUGAAAGACUUGUCUGAUCCUCCAUGGCCCUCCUGCUCAUUCUAGAGAUUACAGAAAGCAAUUACUUGGUACAAGAGAAAAAGCUCAAGACCUGGGAAAAGAGAGGGGCCUGUGUGGGAGGACUUUAGAGCUUCCUCCAUGAACCUAUUUGAGUAACAGUGGCAUACAGCUAGAAUCCCGAAAGUUGUUUAUUUUACCACCACAAGUUAAGACUUUUGCUGGCACAAUAUAAAAGCACUUUUGUGCCCUUCCCGGUGGGGCGUUAAUGUUACCUGCAUGUGCUCCAUCAGGCCUUCCCUGUAUGAGCUGCUUUUACAUUCAAAAGAUAAAAAGAUUUAACAGUUCUGCUUUGCUACUGCUGCAUUAAAUUGAACAUGCAUUUUAUUUACAUUGCAAAACUUCAUUUGACAUUUUGCAAUAUGUUUUUUUUUAAGUGGACAUAGCUAUGCAAUCCCCUUCCCUAUCAAAUCUGCUUGUGAUCCAAAGGGCUGCUUCAGAUGAACCAAAAGGGCUUGGAACAAACAUUUGAGGUCUUCCUUAAGUGGGAAGCUUCUGCCAUUUCACAGACAGUUCUAAGAGACACCACUUGGCUGGAGAAGUAGUUUGUAGUGUAGCCACAAGCAUCUAGCAUUCAGGAGAAACAUAAAUCCAGAUCUCAUUUGGACACACAGAACUAGUUGCUCGUUUCUCCCUAUUUUCAUAUAGGUUCAUUAACUUCUAGAAUUGACACGGGUCAGCUAAGCUUAUUUUGGGUGACUUUGUACUACAAAACAUUGGUUCUGCUGUAUUAUAUUAGGGGUAGGUUAAAUAGUGGCACUAUAGCGACUUCUAAAAAGCACAUUAUGUAGCACUAAUUGCUACUCCUAAAAAAACAACCACAAAAUACAGCCAAGAUGAAGCUUGGUCUGUAAUGCCAGCAAACUGAGUAGUUCCUGAAGAAAUCACUGUGUCAAAUGGGACUGAGGAAGAAUAAUUAAUCUAUAUAAUCUUACAUACUUUUU